Molecule: messenger RNA, 3479 nt
Organism: Scophthalmus maximus (turbot)
Lineage: Eukaryota; Metazoa; Chordata; Actinopteri; Pleuronectiformes; Scophthalmidae
Product: organic solute transporter subunit alpha
Exons: 7
Coding region: 1652-2905 (417 amino acids)
Biological process (GO): transport
Molecular function (GO): transporter activity
Source: RefSeq, a predicted model, not a curated record
AUAUGACUUGAACUUUAAAGCACUUUGAGUGGUCGAUGAGACUAGAAGAAGAAAAAAAAAAAAAAUAUAUAUAUAUAUAUAUAUAUACUGUAUAUAUAUAUAUAUAUAAAUUGUAUAAUCAUGAGGGGUGUUGCGAAUAUUGAAAUAACCCUAGAUAGUCAGUCUCUGCCUCUUCAAAUUGAAUGUUUUUUCGUCUAUAAAAAAAAAUAAUAUCACCCGAAUUUGUCAAACAAUCAAUGUAAAAAUCUAACAAAGCUUUCAGUUUAGAAUUAUUAUACCAAGGGACACUGUCAAAUUAUCAAUAGAUCCAGAACCAGCAGAAUAAUUAUAAUAGUUCAAGGCCACCUCAUAGUCACUGAUUCUAAGUAUCUGAUCUGUCAUUCAAGUUUCUGAUACCCUGAACCUGUCCUUGUCCUGAACGUACGGUACGUGGACUCUGUGACAGACGCUCAUUUCAUUUCAUUAUGAUUUAUUCUGUUCUUUUCAGGGUAAUCUAGAACAAUACACUUCCACACAUUCCAUGAACGACAAAGGAGCAGGAAGAAAACAAAUCUUUGCCUGCCCCUUUUCAUGUAAAUAAAAUAAACCCAGAUCCCCUUUUUUGAUUUCCUUUCUUUUCACAAAUCAAAUCAAUCAAACAUUAAUCAAUAGUUAUAAUAAUCAAUAGUUAUAAUAAUCAAUAAUAAUAAUUUAAAUAUUACUCAAUACAUUCAUUGCGUUGGUCACGUAGAUAUUGUGGUCUGAUGAAUCUGGAUGGACAUUGUGAGAGUACAGUAGCAUAGUAGUAGGUCCAACAUCCACCCAUAAUCUUUUUAAAAAAAUAAAAUGUCAUUUCAUUUCAGGACAUUAAGUGUUUUUUUCUGUGUAGCCUCUGUGAUGCACAACUGCAGAAUGUGAAGUAGAUAAUGUUUGCAGUGUGUGUGUGUGUGUGUGUGUGUGAGAGAUUGAGUGAGUGAGUGAGUGAUCGAUAAUAAAGUUGCAUUUUUAUGUUUCUGUUUGCUGUCUGUUGUAUUGCCAAAUGUUCUAAAACUGGUGUCAAAUGUUGGUGGCCAUUGAAACAAAUUCAAAAAUCACGAAUGCUGCCUGCGAUGAUAAUGCUCCAUGUUUCAGAGCAAACGUCCCACACUGGUUUCAGGAAAUGACCGUGACCUUCAGUGACCUCCCCAGUCCCCAGAUGUGAAUCCAGGUGAAGACCUUUGAGACGUGGUAGAACAGGAGACCGUCUGCAAGACGAUAACUCUGCAGAGAAGAUGUGAUGCGGCCGUGUCCACAUGCAGCAGAAUCUCAGAGCAACGAUUCCAACAUCCCGUGGAUGAACCAAGAGCAGAGAGGGGAACUAUCAAGUGUCAGUGGUGUUCCUUAUAACGUGCUCAAUGGGUGUACAUGUAAUCAUAAAAAAAUCUUUUGUUUGAACUCACCUCUCCAGCCUCUCAGGUGGACUUGGAUCUCCCACCUGUCCUCUCACCUGUCGAGUCAAUCAUUAAUGUUUCCUUCUGACAGCGGUGACAGUGACUCGGGCCAACGCGGAAACACCAGGACCACUGGCCUCUGGUUCAGGGAGCUCACACGGUGGGUGUUGUGCUGUGCCAUGAUUCCAGAGCUGUUGGAAAGCUGACUGUGUGUUUGAUGUGUGACAGGCGAUUCUUUGAGAAUGGGGAGAGGAGCCAACUGUAGCUGGAUUGGGCCUGAGAUCCCUCUGUCGUCGCAGAUCUUCAGAGCCAUCGCAGACGAACUAUGGCUCUUCCUCAUCCCGGCCGGCCUGGCCCUCAUCUUACUGGGGGUGUUCCUGGAGGAAGUGGGCUUCAUCCUGCGCCACGUUCCCUCGUCCGGGCGAAAACAGCUCUACCUGUGGAUAUUAGGAAUGUAUCCGGUUUUCGCCUCGACCUCCCUCAUAGCGCUGUAUGUGCCACGGUCUUCCUCACUGUGUAACUUCGUCGCUUCACUGUAUCACUCCAUCACCUUGCUGAAAUUCAUGGACCUGAUCACAGACUUCUUUGGAGGGAGCGUUCGUUUGCUGUCUGCUCUGUCUGGACAGCUGGUGUCUCCGGAUCCUUUCCCCUGCUGCUGCUGCUGCUGCCUCCCCAUGGUGGCCAUCAACAGCAGCAGCCGUGGCUGGAUGAUGGCCGCUGUGCUGCAGCUCUCUGUCGUCCGCAGCAUCCUGUUCUUUGUCACCCUCGUCCUGUGGACUGAUGAACAGUACGACUACGGUGAUGUGGACUCAGUCAACCCCAACCUAUACGUCAACGGGAUCAUAUGCGUGUCGACUUUCGUGUCCUUCUACGGCCACCUGCUGUUUUACAAAGCCACCAAGAGUGCUUUACACGGCUACGGACUGAGAGCCAAGUUCGUCUGCGUCAUCGUGGUGCUGGUGCUGUGUGGGCUGCAGAACGGCAUCCUGGAGACCAUGGGUGCUCUGGAGGUGAUCCCCUGCACACCACCCUUCUCCGUCCUGACCAGGUCCCAGUUGAUUUACCACUACUGCGUGAUCGUGGAGAUGUUCUGCAUUGGCCUGUAUGCCCGCCACACUUUCCGCAAGUUGGAGCCGAGCAUGUUGGAGGAUGCAGAGGUGCCCCUCGGUGUCUGGCAGAUAGAAAAGGGCAUUCAAACAGACGACGUGCAGAUGAUGCAUCGCAGGCCUGGCCUGCCCUCAGAGGAGGCCUGCCCAGGCCAUCGCCUUGUCACUGCCUCCAAUCCCGGUUACAACAGUGACAGUGAGGACAGCCUGUGCAGGAUAGAGCAUGCACCCCUGGAUGGAUUCCCCUUCCCUCAGGUCAGAGGUCAGCAGCCAGGCAGACCAGAUCCACUGGAGCCGAGGCAUGCAGAGGAGCCAGGUGUGGAUCUGACCCACAUUACUGUCAGAGCUGAUAUCAACUAUCAGGACAGUAAGGCUGUCACUGUGGUGUGACCAACUAUCACUCACUGGUGUCGUAUGACCCUGAGGACUUGUCUGUGAUAAACAGGGUUACCUACUACUGUAUGAACUGUACAAGGGUGUUGGUCCUCCUCUACGUGGUGCACAUUCACAAAUACUCUUGAUCUCACAGUUUCCAAACUGUUACGCUGCCAUACGCUGCCAUACGAUGAGGAUACGUUCACCACUUGGUCUCAUCCGUGUAGUCAUGAGGAAUGUUGCGAUUUGUAGGGCUUCAAAUCCCUAGAUGUGUGUUUUGUUAUGUAUUUUUCGAGAACUUGUAGGCUAACCUAACGGUUUCAAAGGGCUAGAAUCCUGUGCCACAGCACACUGUACAUGUUCAUUGCCUUGCUGCAUGUCUCUUCAACAUUGUUUCUCCUCUGGCUUGGACUGUACCUCAUUUUAACAAAGCUUCAGACUCAGGUGUGUGUCAAAUAAAUGACAAUUCUUUUGCGCACCCAAGUAUAGUCAUUCUGGACACUGGACACAUCUGUUGAGUAAAUCAUUUCAUCUUCCCUCCUUUGAGAGAAAUCCAAACAGAAAAUAAACAAUUCUGUAUAUUUUGUAA